AUGAAAAGGCCCCGAGGCCGGUUGGCCAAUGUCUAUGAUGCCGUCGCGGGGCGUGUCACGCUGAAUGGGGCACUCAGUGACUCGGAGACUGCCGUGAGCAGAAGCAAGCGCCGUCUGAGCGUAACUUCUGGUCGCUACUCGUCGCGCAACCCGAAACUGGCCCCCGAGGAGGCUCUGUUUAAACGUAGGAAUGCCCCGGUCCGGUAUGCGGAGCAGGACAUCUAUUGGGCCAACGAGGAUCUCCCUGACGGUGGACGCGAUCAUCUCCCCGACACUAACCUGCUACGGUCUGUACACGGUUAUGCUAGCAAGUUCUACGACGCAACGGCCGAUCGCUUGGGCCCUCGCUGUGUCGUCGGGACGAGGACUAUUGACGAGAAGAGCAUGGAUGAAACCGCCUUGUUGGCGAUGGGCAUCUUGCUAGAGGAGGCCAGCCGCGAGGUUUUAGGCAAGCGGGGGGAUAUCGUGUUCACCGAGGCCUCGACAGAGCCUACGUUAGCGGUUAAGGCGGCGCCGGUUACCAGGUCACCCCGGCCGGUAUCUGAGGGUUCCCGGAGUGCCGACGAGAUCCCCAGGACUCAGAACCAUCGGAAGGCAAAACGAAGAAAGGUGGCGGAGGGAAACACUGCUGCGAACGAAACAACUUGA
Chaetomium globosum CBS 148.51 is the source of this 648-nucleotide messenger RNA. RefSeq lists its product as uncharacterized. Gene Ontology annotation, biological process: nucleolar large rRNA transcription by RNA polymerase I. The transcript has 2 exons. The record is from RefSeq and is a predicted model, not a curated record. The coding region runs from base 1 to 648 and encodes 215 amino acids. Gene Ontology annotation, molecular function: RNA polymerase I cis-regulatory region sequence-specific DNA binding. NCBI's taxonomy places the organism in Eukaryota, Fungi, Ascomycota, Sordariomycetes, Sordariales, Chaetomiaceae. Gene Ontology annotation, cellular component: RNA polymerase I upstream activating factor complex.